AUGCCAACUUUAGAAGAAUUAAGUAAACAAUGUAUAUCUGUUUGUCAAGUUCCUGUCGAUGUUUCACGAGAGUUCAUAGUAGAACACAUUAAACGGCAGUUUCAGGGAGGCGGGAUUGUGGACACUGACAGAGUCGACGGAAUCGAAAGUGGCCAUCAUUUAACUCGACUAGUUCUUCUUUGUACAGCAUUGGAAGAUGUUGAUCACAUGUGUAAAGAAGUGAAAGAGGAAGAAAUAGACCUUGAAGGAAAAAGAUUUACUGUGAAAUAUCAGACAUCUGUUGCAUGUGAACUGCCAGAGAGGUGGGAACAUUAUCAGAUACAAGAACAAGGUAGUAAGCAAGACCCACAGCAUACAGGAGGCCCAGAACCACCAAAAUUACAACAGAUACCAGUACCAGGUCAUCAAAAUUCACAACAGUAUGCUUGGCCUUCUGGCCCCUAUGGAGCAGUGUCAGGAUUUUAUCAUAAUAUUCCUGGUAGUGGGGAUCCAAAUAUGAAUCAAGGUGGUAUGCAGGGUCAUUUUCCAGGUCAACAACCUAUGCCUGGUAAUGAGCAACAGCAAGGUCAUGGUCCACAACAAGGUCAUGCACCACAUGGUCCUCAACAAGGUCAUGCACCACAUCCUGGUCAAGGUCAUGAUCCACUGAGAGGUCAAGGUCAUGGUCAAGGGAUGAGAUUUCCAUUUGGACCUGGUGGACCUGGACAGAUGCCUCAUGGUUUUCCUCCUGGGUGGACAUAA
Ruditapes philippinarum (Manila clam) is the source of this 741-nucleotide messenger RNA. RefSeq lists its product as uncharacterized. The record is from RefSeq and is a predicted model, not a curated record. The transcript is spliced from 4 exons. The coding region runs from base 1 to 741 and encodes 246 amino acids. Lineage: Eukaryota; Metazoa; Mollusca; Bivalvia; Venerida; Veneridae.